Dipodomys ordii (Ord's kangaroo rat) is the source of this 5145-nucleotide messenger RNA. RefSeq names its product adhesion G protein-coupled receptor B3 (gene Adgrb3). Lineage: Eukaryota; Metazoa; Chordata; Mammalia; Rodentia; Heteromyidae. The transcript has 30 exons. Gene Ontology annotation, cellular component: synaptic cleft; plasma membrane; postsynapse. Bases 1 to 4608 code for a protein of 1535 amino acids. Gene Ontology annotation, molecular function: G protein-coupled receptor activity. The record is from RefSeq and is a predicted model, not a curated record. Gene Ontology annotation, biological process: negative regulation of angiogenesis; adenylate cyclase-activating G protein-coupled receptor signaling pathway; cell surface receptor signaling pathway.
AUGAAGGCUGUGGGUGAGCUGCUGAUUUCUAUAUUUUCCACCUAUCUCCUGGUUAUGUUUGGAUUUAACGCUGCCCAAGACUUCUGGUGUUCAACUUUGGUGAAAGGAGUCAUUUACGGAUCCUAUUCUGUAAGUGAGAUGUUCCCCAAGAACUUUACCAACUGCACUUGGACGCUGGAAAAUCCAGACCCAACCAAAUACAGUAUUUACCUGAAAUUUUCCAAGAAGGACCUGAGCUGCUCCAACUUCUCCCUGCUGGCUUACCAGUUCGAUCAUUUCUCCCAUGAAAAGAUAAAGGAUCUGUUAAGAAAGAACCAUUCUAUCAUGCAGCUCUGUGAUUCCAAGAAUGCUUUUGUGUUUGUACAGUAUGAUAAAAAUUUUAUUCAGAUUCGCCGGGUCUUCCCAGCCGAGUUCCCGGGAUCGCAGAGAAAAGGAGACCACGAUCAGAAAUCUUUCUUUGAGUUUCUGGUGUUGAACAAGGUGAGCCCCAGCCAGUUCGGGUGCCAGGUCUUGUGCACCUGGCUGGAAAGCUGCCUGAAGUCCGAAAAUGGCCGAGCUGAGUCCUGUGGGGCCAUGUAUACCAAGUGCUCCUGCCCCCAGCACCUGGGGGAGCUGGGCGGGGAUGACCAGGCCUCGGUGGUGCUGCUGAGCAACGUGGUGCUGCCCCUGAAUGAGCAGACGGAGGGCUGCCUGACCCAGGAGCUGCAGACCACCCAGAUGUGCAACCUGACCCGCGAGGCCCGGAGGCCCCCCAAGGAAGAAUUUGGAAUGAUGGGAGAUCAUACAAUAAAAAGUCAGCGACCUCGAUCUGUUCAUGAAAAAAGGGUCCCUCAGGAGCCAGCUGAUGCUGCUAAAUUUAUGGCACAAACUGGUGAAUCUGGCGUGGAGGACUGGUCUCCGUGGAGCCCGUGCUCUGUGACUUGCGGUCAAGGGUCGCAGGUGCGAACCAGAACUUGUGUCUCACCUUUCGGGACUCACUGCAGCGGUCCGUUAAGAGAGUCACGGGUUUGCAAUAACACUGCCCUCUGUCCAGUGCACGGCGUCUGGGAGGAGUGGUCGCCCUGGAGCCUCUGCUCCUUCACCUGCGGCCGUGGCCAGCGCACACGCACGCGGGCCUGCUCACCGCCACAGUACGGGGGCCGCCCGUGCGAGGGCCCAGAGACGCACCACAAGCCGUGCAACAUCGCGCUGUGCCCGGUCGAUGGACAGUGGCAGGAGUGGAGUUCAUGGAGCCAGUGCUCUGUCACGUGCUCAAACGGGACGCAGCAGAGAAGCCGGCAGUGCACAGCCGCGGCUCACGGGGGCUCCGAGUGCCGAGGGCCCUGGGCCGAGAGCAGAGAGUGCUACAACCCAGAGUGCACAGCCAAUGGCCAGUGGAACCAGUGGGGUCACUGGAGCGGGUGCUCCAGGUCCUGCGACGGCGGCUGGGAGCGAAGGGUCCGGACCUGCCAGGGGGCCGCGGUCACGGGGCAGCAGUGCGACGGCGCGGGGGAAGAAGUGCGGCGCUGCAGUGAGCAGAGGUGCCCGGCACCUUACGAAAUCUGCCCAGAGGACUAUCUAAUCUCCAUGGUGUGGAGGCGGACCCCAGCAGGAGACCUGGCAUUCAAUCAGUGUCCGCUGAACGCAACAGGCACCACCAGCCGCCGCUGCUCCCUCAGUCUCCAGGGAGUGGCCUUCUGGGAGCAGCCAAGCUUCGCACGCUGCAUCUCCAACGACUACCGGCUCCUGCAGCAUUCGAUCAAAGAGCACCUGGCCAAGGGGCAACGCACGCUGGCGGGCGAUGGCAUGUCCCAGGUCACCAAGACACUGCUGGACCUGACCCAGAGAAAGAACUUCUAUGCAGGCGACCUCCUGAUGUCUGUGGAGAUCCUGAGGAAUGUCACAGACACGUUCAAGAGAGCCAGCUACGUCCCCGGCUCUGACGGCGUGCAGAACUUCUUUCAAAUAGUUAGCAACCUUCUAGAUGAAGAAAACAAGGAAAAAUGGGAAGAUGCACAGCAGAUUUAUCCAGGCUCAAUCGAGUUGAUGCAGGUGAUUGAAGAUUUUAUACACGUUGUUGGAGUGGGGAUGAUGGAUUUCCAGAAUUCAUACUUAAUGACUGGAAAUGUAGUGGCCAGUAUCCAGAAGCUCCCGGCAGCCUCCGUUCUGACAGACAUCAACUUCCCCAUGAAGGGACGGAAGGGAAUGGUGGACUGGGCCAGGAACUCCGAAGACAGGGUCCUGAUACCCAAAAGUAUUUUCAGCCCAGUGUCUUCAAAAGAAUUAGAUGAAUCAUCUGUGUUUGUUCUUGGAGCUGUCCUAUACAAAAACUUAGAUCUAAUUUUACCUACUUUGAGAAAUUACACCGUCGUGAAUUCCAAAAUCAUCGUGGUGACGAUCAGGCCGGAGCCCAAAGCCACAGAUUCAUUUCUGGAGAUAGAACUGGCUCACCUGGCCAAUGGUACUCUGAACCCCUACUGCGUGCUGUGGGAUGACUCCAAAACGAACCAGUCGUCGGGAGCGUGGUCCACGCGGGGAUGCCGGACGGUGCUCACCGAUGCGUCCCACACGAAAUGCCUGUGUGAUCGCCUCUCCACCUUCGCCAUCUUGGCUCAGCAACCCAGAGAAAUAAUCAUGGAAUCCUCUGGCACGCCCUCGGUGACUCUGAUCGUGGGCAGCGGCCUCUCCUGCCUGGCCCUGAUCACCUUGGCGGUGGUCUACGCAGCACUGUGGAGGUAUAUACGCUCUGAGAGGUCCAUAAUUCUGAUUAACUUCUGCCUGUCUAUCAUCUCUUCCAACAUCCUGAUACUGGUUGGACAGACUCAGACACAUAAUAAGAGCAUCUGCACAACCACCACGGCGUUCCUCCACUUCUUCUUUCUGGCCUCCUUCUGCUGGGUCCUGACCGAGGCCUGGCAGUCAUACAUGGCUGUAACUGGGAAGAUCAGGACACGGCUGAUAAGGAAACGUUUCCUGUGCCUUGGCUGGGGGAAAGAUUCAUGUCAUGAAGACAUGGCUCUCAAAGGUCUAGGCAUUGUGCGAGGCCAACCUAGUGAGGUCGUUCGUGAAGAACUCUGCUGGCUAUCUCUGGAAGGGGGGCUGCUGUACGCCUUCGUGGGACCCGCGGCUGCCGUUGUCCUGGUCAACAUGGUGAUUGGCAUCUUGGUAUUUAAUAAACUUGUUUCCAGAGACGGAAUCCUAGAUAAGAAGCUCAAACACAGAGCCAGUCAGAUGAGUGAGCCUCACAGCGGUUUGACGCUCAGGUGCGCCAAGUGUGGAGUCGUUUCGACAACAGCCCUGUCGGCCACCACCGCCAGCAACGCCAUGGCCUCGCUGUGGAGCUCCUGCGUGGUGCUGCCCCUGCUAGCUCUGACCUGGAUGUCUGCCGUUCUGGCCAUGACAGACAAGCGCUCCAUCCUGUUUCAGAUUCUCUUUGCUGUGUUUGAUUCUUUGCAAGGCUUUGUUAUAGUCAUGGUGCACUGCAUUCUUCGGAGAGAGGUCCAGGAUGCUUUCAGAUGCCGGUUGAGAAACUGCCAGGACCCAAUCAACGCGGAUUCUUCAAGUUCUUUCCCUAAUGGGCAUGCUCAAAUCAUGACAGACUUUGAAAAGGACGUUGACAUCGCUUGUCGGUCAGUUCUCCACAAGGACCUGGGGCCCUGCCGCACCGCCACCAUCACAGGCACGCUGUCCCGGAUCUCUCUCAAUGAUGACGAGGAGGAUAAGGGCGCUGCGCCCGAGGGGCUGAGCUACUCCACACUGCCGGGCAACGUCCUGUCCAAGGUGGUCCUUCAGCAGCCCGCGCCGCUGCACGUACCCAUGGGCAGGGGCGAGCUGGGCGCCCCAUGCCUGCCCGAGGGUGGCGAGCUGCGCAGGACGGUGUACCUGUGCACGGAUGAGGACCUGCGGGGCGCCGAGCGGGACCUGGGGCACCCGCAGGACCGCGUGCUGGACAGCGACUACAUCGUGAUGCCCAGGGGCUCCGUGAGCGCCCCGCCACCCACCAAGGACGAGAGCAAGAUGAACUUGGGCAUGGACACCUUGCCGCAUGAGCGGCUGCUGCACUACAAGGUGAGCCCCGACUUCAGCAUGGCCCCCCCAGUCAUGGAGCAGUUUGGCGGGAACCUGGACCAGCUGAAUGCCCCCAUCCUGGACCCACACCUGGCACCCCGGGAACACAUGCAGAGCAUGGCCUUCGAGCCCCGCACAGCAGUGAAGAACUUCAUGGCCGCGGAGCUGGAUGAGGGCGCCGGGCUGUCACGGAGCGAGACGGGGUCCACCAUCUCCAUGAGCUCCCUAGAGAGAAGAAAAUCCCGGUAUUCAGACCUUGACUUUGAGAAGGUCAUGCACACGAGGAAGCGGCACAUGGAGCUGUUUCAGGAGCUCAAUCAGAAAUUCCAGACCCUGGACAGAUUUCGGGAUAUACCAAAUACAAGCAGUAUGGAGGCCCCAGUGCCCAGCAAGAGCCCGUGGGACACAUUCCAGGCCCCCAGCGAGUACCAGCACUACACCACCAUCAAUGUCCUGGACACAGAGACCAAGGACGCCCUGGAGCUGAGGCCGGCUGAGUGGGAGAAGUGUCUGAGCUUGCCUCUGGACGUGCAGGAAGGGGACUUCCAGACCGAGGUGUGACCGGGCAGUUGGGCCAAGGCGGACACGACGGUGCCAUGCUCGGUGACCACCCAGGCCCAGCAUGGGUCCCUGGGAUGUCCCGUGCUAUGUCCGCGGCUGGACCUGUGCCCGCCCGCACCAUUGGGGGAGAGGCCCCGGUGUACAGUCCGACCCAGUGUUGUGCGUGCGUGGAAUGGAUUCGUAAGGUGAUGGAUCUCUAUAGAUAAACCUCACGCAACGACUCGUGUUGUAACCGCUUCAUGUGGUCUAGUUUUCCAGAAAACUUCACCAUGAAGCACAAUGUAUAUAUUUAUGCAGUUUUUAAAGUUUAUAACAGUCUGUUUGGCCAUUACUACACUUUUUACUUUAUAAUAUAAAAAAGCAAAGUUUUUGUCAUUAAAUGAAUGUUUGUUGAGCUACAUUCUUCAUUGCUUUAAAUGCAAUAAAGUAAUAAUCUCACUUUUAUAUGAAUAAUAUAUUUCACAUCUUUAUUAUCGCAGUUUUCUCUAGAGAGCUCCAAGUGCUUCUCUCUACUGCACUGUGUAUAAAAUAUUUAAA